Messenger RNA from Dryobates pubescens (Downy woodpecker), 772 nucleotides. Its product is annotated as protein EOLA1. The coding region runs from base 176 to 646 and encodes 156 amino acids. The record is from RefSeq and is a predicted model, not a curated record. NCBI's taxonomy places the organism in Eukaryota, Metazoa, Chordata, Aves, Piciformes, Picidae. The transcript has 2 exons.
AUCCACUGCCGGGGGAGGCAGCGCGCUGCUGGCGUUAGCGGAGCGGCCUACUCUGCAGGGCAGCUGCUCGGGCAGGCCUCGCAGUUUGCGAUGGACACAGACAGGUUUCUGCUGGCUAAUCUCAGGGCUUCUGUUUGUUUAUAGGAAACAGACCGCUUCCGAUGCAAGGAGAACGAUGAGAUUUGGUUGCCUUUCCUUCCGCCAGCCCUAUGCAGGGUUGGUUUUAAACAAAGUCAAAACAGUGGAGACGCGCUGGCGUCCGUUGCUAGCAGCUUACAAGAACUGCACCGUUGCUAUUCAUAUAGCUGUCCAGGACUGGCAAGAUGAAACUUGGAGAGACAUUCUGUUGAAUAGGUUUGGCAUGACAACGAAACAAGUGCAGGAUUUGUUGGAUAAAGGGGAAAAAUUUGGCAGAGGAGUUAUUGCAGGACUAGUUGACAUUGGAGAGACCUCAUUAUAUCCAGAAAACUUGCCUCCUGAAAAAAUUCUUGAGCUGGAAGACAAAGCUGUUCUCAGGAAUCUAGAACAGAAGUACUUGACUGUUAUUUCAAAUCCACGAUGGCUCCUGGAACCAAUUCCUGCCAGAGGGAGACAAGGCAUGUGGCAGGUGGACAUCCCUGAAGAACUGAUCCCUUCAGAAGCAUAGGUGUUGCUCCUGUUCUUUUUCCUGAACGCACACUUGUGAUUCACCAUUCAGUAUUUUGAAGACCAGUGAGAUGUUCAGGAUUCCCUUCCAAAACUACUUGUUUGAAACAGAAAAUACAGAAGUGCU